AAAGACGUUGGAUUGGAAAGGAAAUGGAGCAUGUGGGCUUCUUUUGCUCCCAUUCACCAAAUAUAUAAAGACCCAUCUAUUUUACUUGAAUUCAAUUGCCGUGUUCAUCACUUUAAGAUCAACCCAGAUUGUCUUUUUGAAGUAUUUUAUAGAUACUCAUCCAAAAAGGAAGUCUUUCAUAGAUUUCUUUUAUUAGGUGACGUUUAUUUUUGUAAGUAUUGGGGUGUUUGUAAUAGAAGUAAUAUAAUUAUAUGUAUGUAUAUAUUUGUUAUCUGCUUAACAAGGUUUGGCUUUGUGUUUUGAGAUUGAAUUGAAAAAAAAAGGAAAAGAGAAAAGCAAUCGUAAAUGGAAGAAGGCAAUACAAAAAGCAAGUUCAGGAGGGUUUGUGUUUUCUGUGGGAGCAACUCCGGCCACAGAAAAGUCUUCAGUGAUGCCGCUCUUGAAUUAGGCAAUGAACUGGUGAAGAGGAGGAUAGACUUGGUGUAUGGUGGAGGAAGUGUUGGGUUGAUGGGUUUGAUAUCUCAGACAGUGUAUGAUGGAGGUUGCCACGUUCUCGGGGUCAUUCCAACAGCUCUCAUGCCUCUUGAGAUAUCUGGUCAAACUGUUGGAGAAGUAAGAACUGUUACAGACAUGCAUGAGCGUAAAGCUGCAAUGGCUCGAGAAGCUGAUGCCUUUAUUGCUCUUCCUGGAGGAUAUGGAACUAUGGAAGAGUUGUUGGAGAUGAUAACGUGGGCCCAACUCGGAAUUCAUAAGAAACCAGUUGGUCUGCUAAAUGUUGAUGGGUACUAUAAUUGCUUGCUGGCAUUAUUUGACAAUGGCGUUGAAGAAGGAUUCAUCAAACCAGGUGCUCGGCAUAUAGUUGUCUCUGCUCCAACUGCCAAAGAACUAAUUAUGAAGAUGGAGCAAUAUACUCCUUUCCAUGAACAUGUUGCUCCUCAUGAAAGCUGGCAGAUGGAGCAACUUGGUAAUUAUCCAGGAAAAGAAAAUGCACAGUGAUUAUUAUUGUCUUUGCUUUAUGGUCAAUUGAAACACUGUUCUGUAGUCAUAUCUGGUUGGUUCCACUUGCUAAAGGGCAAAGAUACUUUGAAAUGGGAAGCGCUGAUAUGAAAUAGUACAGAAUCUUCUAGUAAGUGGUGAGAGGUCCCACAAUUUAGUGGCUUAAUUGGACUAGAUAGCUGAUUUGAGGACAACUUGGACUUUUGGUGAAGCUAUUGAAUACCAGUAACCUAAAGAUGACUUCAUCAUGAGAUCCACGCAUGAAACCAUCAAAGGAACAUUCAAUUCUAAAUCACAUUCAUUUAGUAAACAUACUAGAGAACAUCUUAAGGAAGCUUCCUUCUAGUUAUUCUUUUGAUUUGAUAAUGUCAAAUAAUUUCAUUCUUA
This is a messenger RNA of Quercus lobata, 1383 nucleotides long. RefSeq names its product Putative lysine decarboxylase family protein (gene LOG8). Gene Ontology annotation, molecular function: hydrolase activity, hydrolyzing N-glycosyl compounds. Gene Ontology annotation, biological process: cytokinin biosynthetic process. NCBI's taxonomy places the organism in Eukaryota, Viridiplantae, Streptophyta, Magnoliopsida, Fagales, Fagaceae. Bases 346 to 996 code for a protein of 216 amino acids. The transcript is spliced from 8 exons. The record is from RefSeq and is a predicted model, not a curated record. Gene Ontology annotation, cellular component: nucleus; cytosol.